UGGAUGGAAUUUUUCUUUUUCUUCUUUCAGAUCGUUCUCAACUCGAUGCACAGAUAUCAACCGAGGAUACAUUUAGUACGGUGUCGACAAACGGACGACAACAAUCUUCGCAUAACCGAGCUUCAGAAGGAGGAGCACAAGACGUUCGUAUUCCCCGAGGCGAUUUUCACCGCGGUGACUGCCUACCAGAAUCAAUUGAUAACCAAGUUGAAGAUCGACAGUAACCCGUUCGCCAAAGGUUUUCGAGACUCGUCCAGGCUGACGGAUUUCGAUCGAGACCCGAUGGAAUUGAUGGAGCAGCAAUUGGUGAGGUGCGGGGUAGCCCCGGUCAGGUUGUACGAGCAU
Messenger RNA from Apis dorsata (giant honeybee), 345 nucleotides. Its product is annotated as T-box protein H15-like. Gene Ontology annotation, biological process: cell fate specification; heart development; regulation of transcription by RNA polymerase II. NCBI's taxonomy places the organism in Eukaryota, Metazoa, Arthropoda, Insecta, Hymenoptera, Apidae. Gene Ontology annotation, molecular function: DNA-binding transcription factor activity, RNA polymerase II-specific; RNA polymerase II cis-regulatory region sequence-specific DNA binding. The record is from RefSeq and is a predicted model, not a curated record. The annotation marks the transcript as partial. The transcript is spliced from 3 exons. Gene Ontology annotation, cellular component: nucleus.